This is a messenger RNA of Balaenoptera acutorostrata (minke whale), 2337 nucleotides long. Its product is annotated as ribosomal protein S6 kinase alpha-2-like. Gene Ontology annotation, biological process: intracellular signal transduction; microtubule cytoskeleton organization; protein phosphorylation. The transcript has 4 exons. Lineage: Eukaryota; Metazoa; Chordata; Mammalia; Artiodactyla; Balaenopteridae. Gene Ontology annotation, molecular function: ATP binding; protein serine/threonine kinase activity; tau-protein kinase activity. Bases 1 to 2337 code for a protein of 778 amino acids. The record is from RefSeq and is a predicted model, not a curated record. Gene Ontology annotation, cellular component: cytoplasm.
AUGGGCCAGAAGGAGCCACUCCAGCCACCCUGUCAAGAGGACCUGGAGGUGACAAUGGUGAGGACUCCGGGCUUGACUUGCGACCAGAUCCAGGACACUGGGACAGGCAGCGUGAGCUCCAAGAAACCCAAGGCGGCUCUUAUUGAUGACUUCGAGAUCCUCCACACCAUUGGUGAAGGCACCUUCGGUAAAGUGAAGUUGGCCCGGCACAUUCUGACCGGGACACAGGUGGCUCUCAAGGUGAUUAAGAAAAGGCGUCAGAGCUUCUCAAGUGUCCAGGCACUUUUCCGGGAAGUGUGCGGUCUGAAGGCUCUGAAUCACCCCAAUAUUGUAAAACUGCUGGGGGCGAUUGACACAGAGGAGGCAUUUAUCCUGGUGAUGGAGUACCUCAGUGGGGGGGACAUGCGCCACUAUUUGAAGACCCAUGGCCGUAUGACAGAGGCGCAGGCCCGAGGCCCGUUCCAGCAGCUGGUCUCCGCCCUGCAGCACUGCCACCAGAGGGGCAUCGUGCACCGGGACCUGAAGCCACUGAACCUCCUCUUUGAUUCCAACAUGAAUAUCAAACUUACAGACUUUGGCCUCAGCAACAAGUGUGAUGACACUGGCCUACUGGACACGAUCUGCGGCACAGUCCCUUAUGCUGCCCCGGAACUCCUUCUGGGGCAGAGCUACAGCGGCCCUGCGGUGGACGUGUGGAGCCUGGGAGUAGUGCUCUACACCAUGGUAACUGGGUCCCGGCCCUUUGUGGGAAAAGACUUCCAGGAGCUGCGGAAGCAAAUCCUACAAGGGCAAUACCCCAUCCCACCUUAUCUGUCUUUGGAGAUAAGGGAUCUGUUACAAAAAAUGAUUGCCCUCAACCCCAGCGACAGAGGCACCUUACCUGACCUCAUGAGCCAUCCAUGGGUCAACAUGGGCCAGAAGGAGCCACUCCAGCCACCCUGUCAAGAGGACCUGGAGGUGACAAUGGUGAGGACUCCGGGCUUGACUUGCGACCAGAUCCAGGACACUGGGACAGGCAGCGUGAGCUCCAAGAAACCCAAGGUGGGGGUCUCCAUCAUAACUGUGAAGCCCUUCUCUUGCGGGGACCUCUGUGGCAGUGAACUUGAGCCUUCUCCAAGCCCUGUGGUGUCCUCCCUGCAAACCAGGUGGCUCUACCAGGGAGAAAACGUGCAGCUGCAGGAAGACCAGCAGGCGGCUCUUAUUGAUGACUUCGAGAUCCUCCACACCAUUGGUGAAGGCACCUUCGGUAAAGUGAAGUUGGCCCGGCACAUUCUGACCGGGACACAGGUGGCUCUCAAGGUGAUUAAGAAAAGGCGUCAGAGCUUCUCAAGUGUCCAGGCACUUUUCCGGGAAGUGUGCGGUCUGAAGGCUCUGAAUCACCCCAAUAUUGUAAAACUGCUGGGGGCGAUUGACACAGAGGAGGCAUUUAUCCUGGUGAUGGAGUACCUCAGUGGGGGGGACAUGCGCCACUAUUUGAAGACCCAUGGCCGUAUGACAGAGGCGCAGGCCCGAGGCCCGUUCCAGCAGCUGGUCUCCGCCCUGCAGCACUGCCACCAGAGGGGCAUCGUGCACCGGGACCUGAAGCCACUGAACCUCCUCUUUGAUUCCAACAUGAAUAUCAAACUUACAGACUUUGGCCUCAGCAACAAGUGUGAUGACACUGGCCUACUGGACACGAUCUGCGGCACAGUCCCUUAUGCUGCCCCGGAACUCCUUCUGGGGCAGAGCUACAGCGGCCCUGCGGUGGACGUGUGGAGCCUGGGAGUAGUGCUCUACACCAUGGUAACUGGGUCCCGGCCCUUUGUGGGAAAAGACUUCCAGGAGCUGCGGAAGCAAAUCCUACAAGGGCAAUACCCCAUCCCACCUUAUCUGUCUUUGGAGAUAAGGGAUCUGUUACAAAAAAUGAUUGCCCUCAACCCCAGCGACAGAGGCACCUUACCUGACCUCAUGAGCCAUCCAUGGGUCAACAUGGGCCAGAAGGAGCCACUCCAGCCACCCUGUCAAGAGGACCUGGAGGUGACAAUGGUGAGGACUCCGGGCUUGACUUGCGACCAGAUCCAGGACACUGGGACAGGCAGCGUGAGCUCCAAGAAACCCAAGGUGGGGGUCUCCAUCAUAACUGUGAAGCCCUUCUCUUGCGGGGACCUCUGUGGCAGUGAACUUGAGCCUUCUCCAAGCCCUGUGGUGUCCUCCCUGCAAACCAGGUGGCUCUACCAGGGAGAAAACGUGCAGCUGCAGGAAGACCAGCAGUUAAUAAACUUGAUGCUCCAGAGAGAUGCAUCACACUCUGCUUUGCGUCGUCCCUGCACAGAAUUGGGGCUGUGCAUUUUCCAGUGA